Molecule: messenger RNA, 216 nt
Organism: Aspergillus nidulans FGSC A4
Lineage: Eukaryota; Fungi; Ascomycota; Eurotiomycetes; Eurotiales; Aspergillaceae
Exons: 4
Coding region: 1-216 (71 amino acids)
Source: RefSeq, a predicted model, not a curated record
AUGCAAAUCACCGUACACCUAAUGUUCGGGGUACUGCACCUCUUUACCAGUAUUCAGGCUGGUCCUUAUAACGCUUGCAUUCUUCGCAAUGGUAAAGACUCUAAGAGAACGGACGGUCAGAAGGACCUGGACAGCAAGAACGAGGCGAACGGGAAAGGCGAGAUGGAUGUGGACUACUCUGGCGAGACAACGUCCGGCCUCACCAUGACCACAUGA